This is a messenger RNA of Leishmania braziliensis MHOM/BR/75/M2904, 1617 nucleotides long. RefSeq lists its product as hypothetical. Gene Ontology annotation, biological process: UDP-galactose transmembrane transport. The record is from RefSeq and is a predicted model, not a curated record. Lineage: Eukaryota; Euglenozoa; Kinetoplastea; Trypanosomatida; Trypanosomatidae. Gene Ontology annotation, molecular function: UDP-galactose transmembrane transporter activity; UDP-glucose transmembrane transporter activity. Gene Ontology annotation, cellular component: endoplasmic reticulum membrane; Golgi membrane. The transcript has a single exon. The coding region runs from base 1 to 1617 and encodes 538 amino acids.
AUGCUGGUCUGCGUCGUUGGCAUCAACCUUUGCUUUGGUUGGUGGUCCGUCAAGCAGGAGCGGGCCAUCACACAGCCCUACUUCAUAGCCGAGAGUACAUUUGCAACUUCGAUGGCCACUAUUGCAGCGGCAUCGCACGACGCACGCCGUGCCGCGGCGUUGGCGACGGCAAAGUUGAACGCCCCACCUGGUAAGCCGCACGCAAUUUACCUCUCCACCGUGUACGGCAUCAGUCUAACACAAACGUUGGCAGGCGCCAUCGUGAGUGCAAUGCUCCUGGGCGUAAAUAGUCUGCUUCAGCGUUUCAUGCGGCGCCGCCAGCUGCAGCCCUACCUUCAGGGUUCUCUUACGGCGAACGCACCGACAGCACAGGAUCAGCAUCAACACACGGAGUUGGAUCGGCGAGACGUGCUCGAGAUGCUGGCCAUGGGCUUCUCCAACAUCUUCGGCACUUCGCUCGGCUACGCUGCCAUGCGCCGCCUCUCCUACCCUGUCGCGCUGACCGCAAAGAUGGGCAAGAUGCUUCCCGUUAUGUUAGUUGGGUUUCUGUGGUACCGCACCCGUUAUCCGGCAACGAAAGUGGCGUCAUGCCUGCUCAUCACCGGUGGCGUCAUCGCCUUCUUCUUGCUGGAGGAGCGCAUUACUAGCACCGCUAACCCACCCUCUGUCGCCGCCGGUGGUGGAAGCAGCAGCAGCACUGGACCAAGCACAAAGGGCGGCAAGUCAUCCUCCUCGUCCUCUUUCCUCGGCAUGGUGCUGCUCCUGUUAAACCUGUUCAUGGACGGCUUCACAAACUCAACCCAGGAUAUCCUUGUCAAGCGGCACCGGUGGAGUGGCAUGUCCCUGAUGAUGAGGACAAACCUCGUCUCGGUGCUAUGUGCCCUGUGGCUUCUCUUCCUACUGGAGUUUGGGGAGCAGCCGUGGCACUGGCUGACGUCGUUCUCGCACUGCGCCGUAGCUUUGGCGAUACGCAUUCCCCUCAUGUCGGACAGCGCGUUGGGCCGCGCACUGGGAGCGUGGCUGGGGCAUACUGAGGCAGUCUUGGCUGCCCCAGCCACGGUCCCGUUCCACGACCUCUCCCAUUUUCUCUCCUUUCUCGCGCACUGCCCCGAAGCGCGCCACGACGUGCUCCUCAUGAGUCUCCUGAGCGCUCUUGGGCAGCUGUUUAUCUUUCACACGAUCACCGUCUUCGGAACGCUGGCGCUGACGGCGAUGACGCUGCUGCGCAAGGGCGGCAGUGUCAUUCUCUCCAUUGUGGUACACGGGCACGCGGUGCAAAGCGUGCAGUGGGCCUCGCUCGGUGCCGUCUUCAUUGGAGUCCUUCUUGAGGGCUACAUCAACAUCCAAGAAGCCUCGCGCAGGCAGGUGCAGACGGCCAUGAAAGGCAUCGGCGCCGGUAGCCAUGAGCAGCACGCGCAGGAGCGUGGGGCGCUGUAUGACGUUGCAGCAACCGCAAGUUCAUCGUCUAGAAAGGCCGCCCCCGUCAGCGUCACACCGACACCCGAAUGUGCGAGCGAUCCAGCGGAAGCAGCCGCGACAGCACUAGCCGGGGUGCAGGUGCUUCGCAGCAUCGCCGUCCCCGCCUCGCCGCCUCUGAGAGCAAAGAAGACGCAGUAG